Ananas comosus (pineapple) is the source of this 1507-nucleotide messenger RNA. Its product is annotated as IAA-amino acid hydrolase ILR1-like 5. Gene Ontology annotation, cellular component: endoplasmic reticulum. Gene Ontology annotation, biological process: auxin metabolic process. Gene Ontology annotation, molecular function: IAA-Ala conjugate hydrolase activity. The record is from RefSeq and is a predicted model, not a curated record. NCBI's taxonomy places the organism in Eukaryota, Viridiplantae, Streptophyta, Magnoliopsida, Poales, Bromeliaceae. The transcript has 5 exons. Bases 51 to 1370 code for a protein of 439 amino acids.
GUUUCUCACUAACACCUCGUCGCCACCACUCAAUCCACACCCAAAUCGCCAUGGACUCUCCCCUCCUCCUCCUCCUCCUCCUCCUCCUCGUCGCCCCCUCCUCGUCCUUGGCCAUCGCCUCCAUCAAUGGCGCCGCGACCGACGCCUACGCGGCGGAGCUGCUCCGCGCCGCGGCGGAGGAGCGGGAGUGGCUCGUCUCCGUGCGGCGGCGCCUCCACGAGCGCCCGGAGCUCCGCUUCGAGGAGCGCGAGACCAGCGCCCUCGUCCGCGCCGAGCUCGACCGCCUCGGCGUGCCCUACUCCGCCCCCCUCGCCCGCACCGGCCUCGUCGCCGUCGUCGGCUCCGGCGCACCCCCCGUCGUCGCCCUCCGCGCCGACAUGGACGCCCUCCCCCUCCAAGAAUUGGUGGAGUGGGAGCAUAAGAGCAAAAUAGCUGGGGUGAUGCAUGGAUGCGGGCAUGACGCUCAUGUCACGAUGCUCCUUGGAGCAGCAAAAUUGCUCAACGAACGGAAGGACCAUCUCAAGGGAACUGUGAAACUGCUUUUCCAACCUGCAGAGGAGGGCGGUGCGGGUGCAUCUCAUAUGAUAAAAGAAGGAGCUUUAGACGGUGUUGAAGCUAUAUUUGGCAUGCAUGUUGACUAUCAACUACCUACAGGCAAAAUAUCAUCCCGUCCAGGACCCACACAGGCCGCAGUAUGCUUUUUCGAAGUGAAAUUAGAAGGAAAAGGCGGGGAUCCUGCAGCUCCUCAUUUGAAUGUCGAUCCGAUAAUUGCUGCAUCAGUUUCCAUCCUGGCACUGCAACUGCUCAUUUCUAGAGAAGAUGAUCCCCUUCACAGCCAACUACUCUCUGUUACCUAUGUCAAAGGUGGGGAAGCGUACAACAUUACACCAACAUCGGUCGAAUUUGGAGGAACUUUAAGGAGUCUCACCACUGAAGGCCUAAUUAGGCUGCAGAAACGAGUUAAAGAGGUAGUAGAAGGCCAAGCAGCUGUGCACAAAUGCAAGGCAAUCAUCAGCAUGAAAGAUGACGAAUACCCAAUAUACCCUGCAGUAACCAAUGACGAAAAAUUGCACCAUCAUGUAGAAAAAGUCGGAGGGCUUCUUCUUGGUCCAGAAAAUGUGAAAAUGGGGGAGAAACUAAUGGCAGGCGAAGACUUUGCUUUCUACCAAGAAUUAAUUCCCGGUGUAAUCUUCGGUAUCGGAAUAAGAAACGAAAAGGUUGGAUCGGUCCAUCCUGCGCACUCCCCUUAUUUUUUCAUCGAUGAGGAUGUUCUUCCGAUUGGAGUGGCACUACAUGCAGCAAUCGCGGAGCUUUAUCUUAAUGAGAGAAGCAGUUUGGAUGGUGGUAAGCAUCUAUCUUCAGAUAGUUAAAUUUCAAAGUAUUGUGAGGUUAUAUUUCAUGCUGUUCUGAAAGUAUUGUAGCUUAUGCAAAGAGCCGUUUUUUACCUGCUGAAGGGUAAUACCUUUACAUGAAAAUAAUACGAAUUCUCUUCAUUUAUUAGCAGCCA